UGACCUGGUCUGCGCACAAAGGCUCACGAGACGUAGCAGCUGCCCAAGUGCCUACUCCAGCUGCACGCACGGAGCGCAUGCGCAGCAGCGGGACUUUUCCUUUCGACAGUCUCGACCAGGCUGGCCGUCUGACUCCGGCGGUCGCCACCAGCGCGCAGUAGUCGCUCUGCUCGCGACACUCGAGUGUCGUUUCGCGUCGCAGCUCUGGCUAGUGCGUGCAGUGUUCUGCCAAGAGGAGUGUGACAAGUGCGCCGUGACCAGUGUAACAUGCCAACUUGGACGAACUGGAGGCCGGGCGUGCACAGCCUGCAGCUGCAGACAGAGGACACUACGACGACGGGCAGGCGGUCAGGACACGCGUCCUAGAACCUCCAUUCUUCGCAGCGACCUCCGUGCGGGCCGUCGAUAUGGCUUCGGUCAAAGUGGCCGUGAGGGUUCGACCCUUCAACAAGAGGGAGCUGGCGAUGAACGCGAAGCUCGUCGUUCAAAUGGAUACCAAGCGAACUCGGAUCUUCAAUACCAAGACCCCGAGCAGCGCCAACAGGGACGUCGACCGGGAGAAAUACAAGGACUUCACCUUCGACCACUCGUACUGGUCGUUCGACGAUGCCGACGACAAUUACGCCUCGCAGGAAGAGGUCUUUUACGAUCUCGGAACGGAAGUUAUAGAAAGUGCCUUUGAGGGAUACAAUGCCUGCGUGUUCGCUUACGGUCAGACGGGUUCCGGAAAGACUUUUACGAUGAUGGGUUCGCCUGAAUCUCAGGGAUUGAUACCGCGUAUCUGCAAGACUCUCUUCUCGCGAAUGGCGGCUGGCAAAGAGGGCGGCGCGUCUUACAGGACGGAAGUGUCCUUCCUGGAGAUCCACAACGAGCGUGUGCGAGACUUACUGAGGCCCGAUCAAACCAUGUCGCAUUCGCUCAGGGUCAGGGAGCAUCCGAAACGCGGCCCCUACGUACAGGAUCUCUCCAGUCAUCUAGUCUACGAUUAUUCGGACAUUCAGGAAUGCAUGGUGAGGGGAAACACGCACAGAACGACGGCCAGCACAAACAUGAACGACGUGAGCAGCAGGAGCCACGCCAUCUUCACCAUCACCUUCGUGCAGGCUGGCUUCAACGAAAAUAACAUGCCAUCCGAGACCGUCUCGAAGGUGCACCUCGUCGACCUGGCUGGCAGUGAGCGAGCCAAUGCCACCGGGGCCACGGGUCAGCGUCUAAAAGAAGGAGCACACAUCAACAAAUCCCUGGUGACUCUAGGCUCGGUUAUAUCGGCCCUCGCCGAGUUCAGCUCUUCCACGGACUCCAACUCAUCCAGACGCAGCAUCUUUAUUCCGUACCGCGACAGCGUUCUCACCUGGCUGCUCAAAGACUCUCUCGGAGGCAAUGCCAAGACUAUAAUGAUCGCGGCCAUCAGUCCAGCCGAUUGCAAUUACGGCGAGACAUUGAGUACGCUGAGGUACGCGAAUCGUGCCAAGAACAUCAUCAAUAAACCGACCAUCAACGAGGACCCCAACGUCAAGCUGAUCAGAGAGCUGCGAGACGAGAUACAGAAGCUCAAGUCGCUCAUUGGCAAAGACGUCAGCAUCGAGAAGCCGCAGGUCCUGCUCGCGCAGAUCCACGAGAAACAGGAGCAAGAGAAAGUGCUGACGGAGGAAUGGGCGGAGAAGUGGCGAGAGACGCAGAAAAUCUUGUCGGAGCAACGCGCCCUCGGGCUGCGUAAAAGCGGCGUUGGCGUGGUACUCGAUUCGGAGAUGCCUCAUCUCGUGGGCAUUGACGAUGACCUACUCAGUACUGGCGUCACGCUCUAUCAUCUGAAAGAGGGCAAGACACUGGUCGGCACCGAAGAAGCUGCCACCCCGCAGGACAUUGUGCUAACAGGAGUUGACGUAGAGCCCGAACACUGCGUGCUAGAGCUGGAGAGUGGUGUCGCGACAUUGCACCCGCGGUCGCCCCACUGUUGGAUCAACACAGCGCAGCUUGACAAGCCCACGCGUCUGUCGCAAGGUUGCAUCAUUCUGCUGGGUCGUAACAACAUGUUCCGCUACAACGACCCGGCCGAGGCGGCCAAGUUGCGCAAAGAGGGUGGCCUCGGUAACGGCAACCUCCAGUCAGCUGUGGUCAAUCUAUCGAGGCUGUCGCUGCUCAGUUGGAGCGUCUCGGAUUUGCACGCGUCGAGCUCCAGCGACAACCUGUUGAACUCAAGCGAAGACCUGGGAGCCCUCGAGGAACUCGAGCAGCAGAAAGCAGCCCUCAUCAAGGAAAAGGAGGACUUUAAGCGAGAACAAGAGGAACGAGAAGAACGGUGGACAGCCAGGCGCGAGGCUUUGAAGGAGGCGCAGCGCGAGCUGGAAAGGGAGUGGGGUGCGCAGUGGCGCGAGUGGGCCGAGGGCAUUGCCGCCUUGGAGCGCAGGCAACGCGAGCUGCGUCAACGCCGCCAGCUGCUCGAGCAAGAGCGCCGUGACGAGAUGACCCAAGUAGAAAGUUUGUGUAGGGAAGUCGCCUCUCUUCGUACCACUCUGCAAUCCAAGCAUCGUCAGUACCAAGAGUUCAUGAAUGCACAAAACCGCUCGCAGAGCCAACAACGGACAUCAGAACAGACUGAUGAAGGAGCUGCAAGUGAUGGUAGCUUGCCCGAGUCUUGGUCGAGUCUAAACGAUGAUAAAUCAGCCAACGCCACAAAAAAGUUUGCUAACUACAGCAAAGAACUUGCGGAGCUUGAGCAGGAACUCCGGAAGAAAAUAAGAACGCUGAACGAGCACCAAAGUAGGAUCGACAAAAUGGAUGAAGAAUUGUCGGAGCUUGGCGAAAGACAACAGGAAAUCAGCAAUUUGCAACUGGAAGGCCUGACCGACAAAAAGAUCUUUUUAGCAGCGCGUUCACAAGAGCAAUUGGACGAAAUCCUCCGACGCAAGCGUAGCCUGUCUCUGAAUCUCAGACGCGCGCUACCAGCAUCUCCGGACGCGCAUUCGACGAGCAGCGACGAGAUGCUUUCCAGCAUGGACCAGUUGCCGAACGGUCUUGAGGACGAUGAGAAUUACAACCGGAAGCGUAAACUCGCCGCUGCUUUGAACCUCAUGUAUCCUGAUCUCUCAAAUUCCAUCGACACCGCAGAAAGUGGCCUAGACACUUUUCACACCGCGGCCGCAGACUCGCCACCGGAUCAGUUUCUUAGUGCCGAGCUCGAGUGUAAGGGUAGGAAGGAGGAAAAGGAGUCUGCUGAUGUCAAAGAUAACAACGAGGAUAAUGACAAUAAUUUAGUUUUUAAAACAUCCACUGAUGAAAUUAAAGAAUUUAAGAGAACCUCCGAAUCCAAGUUUGACGGAGUCGACGCUGAUUCUGCCGGAAACACAACAGAGACCAAUUCAUCUUCAUCCGCCCCUAUGGAAAAUCACGUGAACGACUCGGCGAUAGACACCGACAACUCUCAGCUUCACUCCGAGGAAUCAGUGCUGAAAAGCAGCCAGACAAUGAAAAGACUCAAUCAGAAGAUUGCUCGGCAGCGAAUGCUCGUGAUGAAGUGCCUGGAAGCGAGUCCACCGUCUAAAGACGAGCUUAAUCGACAAAUCGCUGCCUUGCAAGAUCUGCAGCGUCAACAGAUCGAACUCGAGGUAUUGCUUCUCGAACGAGAGCGCAAUUGUAGUAGCCAAAUAGGGGACGACUCAUCAUCGACCAUAUUGAACGACAGCUGCGAAAGACUGCCGAGAGACCUAUUAGCAGAACAGUGCAGUGAUGAAAAAGGAAGAGACGCGACGACAGAACAAAACCAGUCGUUCUGCAACAGCACAAAUAAUUUAUCAAAUUUCAUGCCGAGGUCGUAUGUCAGGUCGAGAUCGUCGAACGACGACGAAGGCAAUCAACACUCUCGUCGAGGCUGCGUCGCCAGAGUACCGCAGAUCAGGGGCUACUCCUCUGUGUAUCUUACGAGUCAAAACCGAGGCGACCGUUUGACGAGCCCGUACGCUCUCACGAUAACGCGUUCGCUGCCGUCACUCAUAUCCAAUGAGAACGACGCUGACAGCAUCGUUAAUUUGAUCAUCAGCGUGCCGUCAUACGUGAUUCGCGGUGCCGGAACCUCCAGUCAUUAUGAAUACGAAGUGCGCGUCGUCGCGGCCGAUGACAGCUGGACUCUUUUACGCCGUUACAGGAGGUUUAGAGAGCUCUACGUUUCGAUGCGACAGAAAUAUGCUAACAAGGUAUCAGGUAUUCGUUUUCCUCCAAGGCAGGUGUUCGCCAGGUACGAAGUGGUUGCGCGUCAGCGUCGAAAACGCCUCGAGGAAUAUUUACGUCGUUUAAUACAAGUGUGCUCCGAACUGCCUAGCUGCGAGCCUUUGUACAAAUUUAAGGGCAAUUUAAACCAAAUCGACAAGCAAUCGCUGCUAGAGUUUAGCUCGUUCUUCCGGCGUGGCACUUUCGAAAGCAGCAAAUAUGGUACUAGUUAAACUCGUCGAUGAUUCGCAUGAACAUUUAGUGCGCGAUAUUUAUAUUACCUUUCAAAUUUUUUUAUAAUUGACACCCUUAGUACGUUUUGAGGUGCAAUUAUUUUUUACAACGUGUUACGUAAGCAUUAAUGAAAGUGCAAAUUUGAAAGAGGACUGUUGCGAAUAGUAUAUUACAUACCAAAGGUGAUAAGUUAAUGAACAAAGAACUACUUGUCUUUGCAGUUCUGAUGGAUUUACAUAGAUAAUUUUAAAUUUACUUACUACAAGAUGACGAAAAAAAAGAGAUACAUUUAUGGAAAAUUGUUAUUAUUGAUACUAAAAUUCCAUUAGUUAUAUAUUAGUGAAUUCAUUGAACAGCACUAGUAAUGAUAAGAGUGAAAUUAGAAUGGUACAUCGACAGCUUAUAAGCGCAAUAAGGUUUUCACGAAAAGAAAUAAGUACAACAUUUAUUUUUUUCUUCCAAAAUAAUGCUUACGUAAAGGUAUGAUACCUUUUAAAUACAUAUUUAUGAUUGAUAGCAAAUGCCUAGAGAGAUUAAUGUUCAGAACAAUUAUUCAGUUAUGUGUUUUUUAAGUAUUACUAUGGGAAGAUUUAUUCGUAAAGAAUAUGAAAUGUUGCUAUUAAAUUUAUAUCCAUUUUACGAAGAAAAAUUUUUAAUAUACAGUCAAGCGUUUGAGAAAAUGUCAAUUUAUUUGUUUCGAAUAAGACGUUAAUUUGUUCAGAAGACGCUUAUGAAAGUAUUCAGUUAACUUAAAAGAUAUUUGCAGCAAUAUCGAUACUGGGCAUAUAAUUGAAUGAAUCUGUCAGUCAUGAUUCUUUAAAUAUUACAGUAAUAACGAUCUACGGGAAAUAUUAAUGAUAAUCAAAGAAAAAUGUUUUCCGCAGUAAUACAUUCAUAUCCCAAAAGCAUAAUCACGGAAAGGCUUAUUUUCUCUAAAAAUCUAUAGAGAAUUCACAAGCAGCUACCGCUUUGCGUAUUUUGCAAAGCAGUAUCGUGCUUUGCUAAAGCAUUACAUAUAUAGGCAAGAAUAUAGAGUACUAAUUUGAGCUACAAAUAUUAUAUUCUUAUGGCUGUGUAAAUGUACUCUAAAUUACCUAGCAUUGUCGGCAUUUUUAUGUAAUCAUUUCAACAAAACAGCGGACUGAGAUUUCGGCAGGUUACAUUUUUUAUGAAGCUAUCUUCUUCAAAUUCCAAAAUUAAUUUCAGAUUAAAAUUAUUUUUAUCAUUUUAAUUAUUAUAGUUUUGUUAAGAGUUAUUAGUUGUUGUCGCACCGCCUGUUAAUGGAUAAUUUUAAGAAUGAAUAAUCCGAACAAGUUUUACCUCAUUUAGUGUGCAUUAUCGCGUGAGGUACUUCGUAAAUGCUUUUUUAUAUGAAAUGAAAACAGAUGAAAUAAUUUCUGUAAACUAUGAUAUAGAAUAAACUGUUAAAAUA
Molecule: messenger RNA, 5869 nt
Organism: Phymastichus coffea
Lineage: Eukaryota; Metazoa; Arthropoda; Insecta; Hymenoptera; Eulophidae
Gene: Klp98A
Product: kinesin-like protein Klp98A
Exons: 17
Coding region: 408-4436 (1342 amino acids)
Biological process (GO): microtubule-based movement
Molecular function (GO): ATP binding; microtubule motor activity; phosphatidylinositol binding
Source: RefSeq, a predicted model, not a curated record